CCGGAUUUAUGUGAACCUGAAAAUCCCGACGACACCACUAUCAGCAUUAGCAUGAUCAUUGAUGGAUUUUGUUUUUCAAGCGCAAGUGUUAGUGACCGCGAUCGCGUGAAGAGGGUAAUGAGAAGCCACCGGUAUUAGUCCUGUGUUUAAAACGAAUUGUGAUGAACGUCUGCCAGCGAUUGCCACAGGAAUUAAUUGUAAGCAAAAUGGUGGUGAUAAGAGCUCAUUGGAUUCACCGUUGGUGCACUCUGUUAGCUUCAAUCGUAGUGCUUUACACGAUCGAUUCCGGUCUGGCGCAACGGUGCGGCCAGGUUCAAACGCUGAAGCAAGGUCUCAUUUUUGGUGGUGCUACAUCAGCCCCAGGAAUGUGGCCUUGGCAUGUGGCCAUUUUUCAUCGUGAAUCUGUGCGCAGCACCUCCUAUAAGUGUGGUGGUACAAUCAUCAAUAAGGACACAGUGCUGACGGCUCAUCAUUGCGUGGUAGAGAACCAACGACCGAUCGCCGCGAAUCGAUUGAUCGUACGUGCCGGUGUCUUUGAUCUGGACGUUCGUGGCCCAACACUGCAAGAAGCACGAGUGUUCGACAUCAUCUCGCCGGAGGGUGCCAGUGCUCUGUACUUCACGGAUGAUAUCGCUAUCCUGCGCAUGCAGAACCAAUUCAUCUACGACGAUUAUGUGCAACCCGUGUGCAUUCGCUCCAUGGACCAGGACAUUAGCCAGUUAGUCGGAACGUUCGGAACGGUCGUUGGAUGGGGCUGGACGGAACUGGACGCAACAUCGGCUGCAUUGCGUGAGGCACACAUACCGGUGGUCAGUGCGGAAGACUGUCUGCGCAGCAAUCGGGAUCUGUUUAGCCAGGUGCUCACUACGAAGGUGUAUUGCGGUGGUAGUCGUAAUGGUACGUCGAGCUGUAACGGUGAUAGCGGUGGAGGUAUGUUCUUCAAAAUGAAUGGUUUCUGGUAUCUGCGGGGUGUGACCUCAUUCUCGGCGGUGGACCAAAAGAACAGCGGCAUCUGUGACUCGAGUAGCUACGUUGGCUACACGGAUGUGGCCAAAUACCUGGAUUGGCUCCGUAAGAAUGAUGUGCGAUUCGAGGACCCAAUGCGAAGCUCCGAUGAUUUGAGUUCUGGUUGGACGGGCAAUACGACCCUAAUUCGGCUGACCGUGGAUCCAAAGAUGAAAGCGUACCUUCAGCAAUAUAAAGGCGACAUACUUUUAAGAGUUCAACUAAACGGCAAGUCGAUUAACAGUUUAUUCCAUUGAGUAUACACAGUAUUCGAAAGUGUCGAUGUGUUUUAAAAUGUCCCUAAUUUUAUAAAACUGGUUCUGGUUCUGUCAGUUCACCUUCGCCUAGCAUGAUAGUUACUCAGUGUGCGCUUUAAAACUCUGUUUAGCGUGUCGUUCAUAAUGAGGUAAUUGAUCAGCUGAUCCUCGAAUUUACACAGUAGACCAUGAUGAUGCCCUUAGCAGGAUAAUCUUUUUUCAACUAUAGUUUUUUUUAUAUAAAAUAGAUAGUAAUAAACUAUAUACAAAUAAUCGU
Molecule: messenger RNA, 1539 nt
Organism: Anopheles darlingi
Lineage: Eukaryota; Metazoa; Arthropoda; Insecta; Diptera; Culicidae
Product: chymotrypsinogen B-like
Exons: 2
Coding region: 162-1262 (366 amino acids)
Biological process (GO): proteolysis
Molecular function (GO): serine-type endopeptidase activity
Source: RefSeq, a predicted model, not a curated record